Didymodactylos carnosus is the source of this 389-nucleotide messenger RNA. NCBI's taxonomy places the organism in Eukaryota, Metazoa, Rotifera, Eurotatoria, Philodinida, Philodinidae. The record is from the annotation of a GenBank genome assembly.
AUGCAUGACCGGACUGUUGUCAAUUUUCCAAUAGCACGACGCUAUGGUAAAACAAACGCUAAAGGUUUACACGAAAUUAAAAUUAAUUAUCAUGGCAUUGAGCAAGAACCAAGAGCAAUAGUUGUUUGUGCAUUAGCAGCCAUUACUGAUUUAAAUUAUCAAACGCAGGAAACACAAACACAAUUUAUCAUACAUCCAUGUACAUAUUAUGUUGGAUUUAAAUUGGUAUCAAAUUAUGCCAAGAAAAAUAAACCUGUACAAACAAAGGUCAUUAUAACAGACAUUGAUGGAAAUUUAAUUGAUAAUAUUUUGAUUGAAUGUAAAGUAACUGGAAAUGGUAAUGAAAAGAAAGAAGAUGAGAAUGGUUUGACAGUAUUUGAAGAAGUGAC